Molecule: messenger RNA, 4146 nt
Organism: Phytophthora sojae
Lineage: Eukaryota; Oomycota; Peronosporomycetes; Peronosporales; Peronosporaceae
Exons: 8
Coding region: 1-4146 (1381 amino acids)
Source: RefSeq, a predicted model, not a curated record
AUGGACUCGCAGUGGCGCUUCCUUGGCCCCUGGCUGACUAGGCUGAGGGUGGAGUACAAGGCUCUGGACGCUGAGUGCGACGCGCGCGACCCUCCGCAGCGGAUCCUCAAGGUGUCGCUGCGACGGGUGCAGCUGUCGGGGUCGUUCCAGGCCAAGUUUCAGGAAACAUACGAGGCCCUGGCCCUUCUCGCGGCUGUGGAGCGCGUGGAUUACGAGUCGUGGAGAUACUGCCUCACAGCGCUGUGCGGAUUGCACCUGGGAGAGCGUGGAGAAGCAACUUUCGAGGAGAAAAUCCCCGUGCUGUUUCUGCUCGACUUGGAUCUGGAAGAAGACGAGGACGAGGGCUACAAUUUGGUAAAAAUUUGCGGUACGGGCCAUCGUGAACGCCCCAGUGACGAGUAUUUGCAGGCGCUGAAGAAGAUCGCGGCGAUGGAUAAGAGGCUGAAAGAUGAUAAAGCUGGGAGGGACAUUGAGAUCCCCGUGAAGAUUUAUUUUUCAGCGCGGCAGGGGAGAACGAUGGCGCAGUUGGAGAAUGUUGCAAAGGCUGAAAAGAUCACUAAGCAGCAGUGGGAGGGGUACUAUGAUUCUGGUGGAGGUGAGCAGCCAGUGGAGUCCAAGAUGUUUCGGUGCACUUUCGUGCUGGAGCCGAUGAUUGCAGACUUCCAUGGAUAUGAGAUCACACAAGAAAUGGUUGAUACUAUGGAAAAGCUGCUGGAUGCUAAUGUCUGGUUCUCACAGGUGAAACUGGACUUGCACCUGAUCCGCCAUAUUGGCUUUGACGAGAACAGGGCGAGGGAGGCACUCUGGAAGCUUUUUCCACGUCUUUUCAAUGGUACAAGGCACUCACUGGACCAAGCGAAUCCUCGCUAUCGCCCUCGGUCCACCUUUCUAAGCCAAGAAGAAGAGUGUUUGCCGAUCGGUGCUAUCCAACUCGAGUGUGACUCCGCUGUGAUCGGCGUUCGUGAUUUCGAAAGGACGUGCUCAGCGCUGACUGUUUGCCAGACCACCAGAAACCUUUCGUUGCGUUUGGCUAUCAGCCCGACAGCUCAUUUGACGAAAAAGGUGUGGUGGAAGUGGGUCGCGUACUCUUUGUUCUCCUGUCGCGCACGCGAGUAUUCGUCCAUUGACGCACUCGAUCUCACAUUGAACGACAAAGUUAUUCCGGCAGAUAUCAUCGAAUUCGCCACCGUAGUAGCAUCUGACCACCCCGAAGAAGCAUUGUUUUCCUCUCCACGCGGCCAAGUUGAGGAAAGGGAAGCUACUCUGAAACCUGGCGCUCGAAUUCGAUGGCAAAUUACAAAACAGGGCACAGCGCGCCUUGUUUCCAAGGAACUGACUUUCCCGUACGCUAUUCCACGCAUUCGGACUUUCAGCGACGAUGGAACUAGCGAGUGGACCAAUGUGGUGAUCCCCGGGUUGAGCUGGUGCCAAGUUCGCCGAGCCUGCUUACAAUUUCCCGAGCAUCAAGCUAGCAGUGCCGCUUCGUGUAACGUGACUUCGCUCACAUUAUUUAUCCAGAGAAGUGUUGCUUCAAAUGCCGAAAGCCUGCAGCGCCUGUUAGCAGUAGUUGGCGGUCCAUUGAAGCACUUAACGCUGGGUGGACCUGGCCUUGGGGUGGUGGAUGAGAACGCCGUCCAUCGUAGCUGUCCCAACUUGUCAACGCUGUCCGUUCGUGGCAAACAGUUUGACGUGCAGCUUGAUUUCAGCUACUAUCGUGGAUUGGGCGCGCCAGUUCCUUCAAUUAAGUGCUCUGGUCUUCGUUUGACAACGCUGGCACACGCGUUAAGUGAUAACGACAGCGCUACCGCGAAGUGCGUAUACAAGUUACGAGUCCACAAGGAAGGCGAUUGGCUACGGACUACGCCGGACACCCGCCUGGAGGCACUUUUGCAGAUGUUGAGAGUGAAUGAAACCUUGGAAUUGCUCGAGAUCGAUGGUUCGCCGCAGCUGCCCAAGUUCGCCGACUUCAGACAGCACAACCGGAAGCCGAUUCGCAGAACACGAAACAUAUCGAUCGGCGGGAAACUGGCGUUUCUGAGUGUUUUAUCGUCUCGACAGAGGUCGGAUGAAGUGGAUCACAAGCGAAGCUGCGGCAGUGAAAGAGAGGUGCACGCUCGCCAACACCUGGACCAGUACGUUCUAUCGAGGAUUUUUGCGUUUGCAGGCCCUCCUGUUCUUCGACAAGUAUUCACCCGAGCUGUCGCCCAAGUUGUUGAACGGCCUAGGGCAUUGCGAAACAUUGUCCACUUUCCCUGGGGCAUGGCUGACGGCUACAGCAGCAGCAGUAGCGAUAGCAGCAGCAGCAGCAGCGAGGGAGAUCUACCGAGUUCAUAUUUAACGCAACAUAAUCCAUUUCCCGCCAUAAUAAAAGCUCACUUGGAGCGGCUGGUUGGCGCCGUGAGCGCGAGGAGGAUCUUUGGGACGCGCAGAAGCGCGUGCUGGGCGUGUCUCUGCCCACGCACUACGAGAACAGCGACGGCGAAGAAGAAGAAGGAGGAGGAGGAGGAAGAGGACGAGGAAGAAUUUCACCAAAAGUUUCAAAAUGUUCGGGAAGCUCUCGCACUUUUAGCAGCUGUGGCUCACGUGGACCAAUCAGCGUGGAAGUUCCUCCUGACCCAAUAUUGUGGUGUCGAGCUGGGAAGAGAAGCUCAAGAGCAAGAUCUCCCGGCGGAGUUUGUACUGUAUUUGAACUUGGAGGGCAGGGCGAGCAUGCAGUGGGAAGACACGCUCAAUUUCGACCUGGCCAGGUUUUGUGGGACACACCAGCGGAAACACCCCUCUCGACCAUAUCAGGACGCACUGAGCUGCUGGAUCGAAAUUUGCAGGAUGACGAGUGGGUAUCUUCAUCCCUCGUCAGUGGAUGGACCGAUGGAGGUGUUCAUGGACAUCUGGAGGGCCGAGGAGAAGAUCUGCAACAAGUGGCACAAGUACGAGCAGCGUGUUGGUCAAGACGAGGUUGGGCUCGGCCAGUUGCUCUGCACGUUUGUUCUCAAGCCGAUGAUGGCGGACUUCAAUGACUGCAUGAUAUGUCCUGAGAUGACCGAGACCGCUGGUGAGCAACAACCAGUGGUUCUCGCAGUUUUCGCUCUGCUUGGAAUGCACUUGGAGUGUGAUUAUUCGCUGAAAUCUUCCGGAUACGAGGUGCUUCUGAGCAUCCAGAAGAGAAACUCUUCAGCUGUCCCCGCGGCGCCGUCGAGGAGAGGGAUGCUACCCUCAAAUGUGGCGCUCCGAAUCGGUGGCAAUUUGAUGAACGACGAAGGAGCUGAUUUGCUCGGUUUUGCAGCACCAAUUCAGUUUGUUCGCUCAUUAAGCGACGAUGGGAAGAGCAAUUGGGUGAACGUGUUGAUUUCAGGUUACGGGCGCUGCCAAGUACUGCGUAACGAUCUGGUAUUCCGCUCUGGUGACGAAGUGGCAGCUCCCUGUCGUAGGCUGAAGUCGCUGAACAUCGGGGUUUGCAACUAUGAUGCCUACGUUUCGGAUGGGUUGCCCCAGUUUCUCUCUGCGAUUGGAUCUUCGUUGCAGAUUCUGUCGCUUGAACACCUCGAAGGUGUUGAAGUGUCCGAUAUUUGCCGCUUCUGCCCGAAUCUGAAGGAAUUGGCGUUUUGUGCGGGGGCUGUCAGCGCGCGUUUCAAUUUUGACGAGUACCAUGCAGUGGGCGAGCCGAUCCCGCUACUAAGUUGUGAUUGGGGCAACGUCAGAGCCCUGAAGAAAGAGCUCAGUGACGUGAACAGUGCACUCGGGAAGACUUUACGUCGACUGCGCGUCCGCUUUACAAGCAUGCAUUUGACGGAGUUCCUCCGCAUGCUGAGCACCAACAGGACUCUGGAGUACGUCGACAUUGUCGUCCCGUCCAAGUACGAGCAAUUUGCCGGUGACGCUCUGAAGCACCAUCUCGCACCAACCAGGCACGAACUUCAGCUGUCAACGGAUCGCAUGGUGGCAUUCCUCAGUGUGAUGUAUCGACCGAAGGCAACGGAGACCAAGAGGAUGAGAACUCGCUCGUAUCGCCCUCCUCCUACACUCGGCCACCUGGAUGAAAACGUUCUGACCAAGAUCUUCGCCUUUGCGGCUCCAUCAGUUCUUCGGCAAGUUUACUUCCACGUAAAACGCAAUGAAUGGAGCGAGCGUACGGGCACGCCGAUUUAG